AUGGAGUACGCAGCUCUUCUCAUUGGUAUCCUUGCCUUUCUUGUCUUAAGGCCUUUGGUCCUUUAUUUCUACGACAGCAACAAACUGCGAAAAUAUCCUAACCAAAAUCUCCUAUCCGGCAUCACCAAUCUGGCCUCAAUAAGCGAGAGACGGCGCAACUUCCGAACAAGAGAGUUAUAUAUCCAGCAUCAAAAGCAUCCUGUCAUCCGUCUUGCGCCCAAUAUGCUCUCAUUCCGGGAUGUUGCGGCGAUCAAGGAUAUCUACGGCUUCGGAUCUUCCUGCCAAAAGCACGAAAUGUACAAACUCCAGAACGGCGAGGGACACAUGAACAUCCUUAACGUGAUUGACCGCGAGGAUCACAGCCGAAAACGCCGAAUGCUGUCGCACGCCUUUUCCACAAAGAACCUGGAAUCGUGGGAGUUCAAAAUCGCCGAUAAAGUCGAAAAGCUGGUGGCCCAGUUUGACAGGAGGGCAUGUUCUUUGGCAACUCAGCCCGAUAAGAGUAUGGUUGAUGUCAGGUAUUGGUUCAACCUCUUCACAGUCGAUGCAAUUGCAGAUAUCUCUAUCAGUGAGCGGCUUGGAAUGCUCGAAGCCGGGUCAGAUGUCGUCAAGUUUGAGCGUCCGCUUGGAGGGGAAUGUGCACGUCCACUCAUUAAGGACAUGCAAGAUGCAGCCCGGGCAAAGUCGAAGAUAAUCGGUACGCUAGGUUGGUACUAUACCUUGGAAGCGGUUUCUUGGUUUGUCUCCUCGCGCUGCCGCUCGCAGCGGGAUUGUGGACGUAACGUCGGCCAGAUUAUAAGCCACUUGACUGGCAAGCGAUUGCGACGAUAUGGGGAUGGCGAGAACAUUGACGAUUUCCUAAGCUGCCUUAUCAAAGAUAAAACGGGAAAACCUCGAGAUCUAGAUAUGGGUGAGCUCAAGGCAGAAACGAGCAUCCUGCUUGAUGCCGGGUCUGAAACGACAGCGAUUGCCUUGACUCACCUGCUCUACUAUCUGAUUAAAAAUCCAACUUGCUUUCUAAAGUUAAGGGAGGAGGUGUCUGAAGCUAUACCUGGAGAAACCAUUGCCCCUUAUAGCAAGGUGAAGAAUUUGCCCUACUUAAAGGCUUGUAUUGAAGAGUCACUGCGGUUAUCGCCUCCCCUUCCGCGGGGACUUGAACGCGUAACACCUCCCUCUGGUGCUACUAUUAUGGGUACAUUUAUUCCCGGAAAUGUCGGUGUCUCUGUUCCAGCGUAUACUGCCCACCGGGACCCGGAUAUAUUCCCAGAACCAGAGGCCUUUUCUCCAGAAAGGUGGUUUAAUAAUGAAAACACUGGCAAAAUGCGCGAGGCAUUUAUACCAUUCAGCGCGGGCGGUCGUGCCUGCAUUGGAAGGAACAUUACUAUGAUUGAGCAGCAAAUCCUGAUGGCGACUCUUGUGAACAGGUAUGAUUUCUCACUUCCUUCGCCUGACUGGACGCUGCAGAACGAGGAGGCGUUCAAUCUAUGGCCCGUUGAGCUGCCUGUGGAGAUAUCGAAGAGAGUUUAG
Messenger RNA from Aspergillus versicolor CBS 583.65, 1527 nucleotides. Its product is annotated as cytochrome P450. Lineage: Eukaryota; Fungi; Ascomycota; Eurotiomycetes; Eurotiales; Aspergillaceae. The coding region runs from base 1 to 1527 and encodes 508 amino acids. The record is from RefSeq and is a predicted model, not a curated record. Gene Ontology annotation, molecular function: monooxygenase activity; oxidoreductase activity, acting on paired donors, with incorporation or reduction of molecular oxygen; heme binding. The transcript is spliced from 3 exons.